Messenger RNA from Coregonus clupeaformis (lake whitefish), 1687 nucleotides. Its product is annotated as nicotinamide phosphoribosyltransferase. Bases 116 to 1591 code for a protein of 491 amino acids. Gene Ontology annotation, biological process: NAD+ biosynthetic process. The record is from RefSeq and is a predicted model, not a curated record. Gene Ontology annotation, molecular function: nicotinamide phosphoribosyltransferase activity. Lineage: Eukaryota; Metazoa; Chordata; Actinopteri; Salmoniformes; Salmonidae. The transcript has 11 exons.
UUCCCGCCCCCCUCGGUCUCUUCACGGUCUCUUCCCCAGCGACGGAGUUAAGUUGUGAGUCCCCGGCACCGAGCAAUAAUACUGACACCCGUGACUUACUGAAACCAAGGGGAAGAUGGAGCACAGAGACCCUCAUUUCAACAUAUUGUUAGCUACUGAUUCUUAUAAGGUGACACACUAUAAGCAGUACCCUCCCAACACCAGUAAAGUGUACUCCUACUUCGAGUGCCGUGAGAAGAGGGCUGACCCGACCAAGAACAGAAAAGUCAAGUAUGAGACAACGGUCUUCUACGGCCUGCAGUACAUCACCAACAAAUACUUAAAAGGGAAGGUGGUGACUCCAGAGAAGAUCCAGGAAGCAAAGGAGGUGUACAGGGAACACUUCCAGGAUGACGUCUUCAACGAGAAGGGCUGGAACUACAUACUGGAGAAGUAUGACGGCCACCUACCCAUAGAGAUCAAGGCAGUGCCAGAGGGAAGUGUGAUCCCACGGGGUAACGUCCUAUUCACCGUGGAGAGCACCGACCCAGAAUGCUACUGGCUCACCAACUGGGUGGAGACCAUCCUUGUCCAGGUCUGGUACCCCAUCACCGUGGCGACCAACUCCAGGGAGCAGAAGAAGAUUUUGGCCAAGUACCUGCUGGAGACCUCUGGCAACCUGGACAAGCUGGAGUACAAGCUGCAUGACUUCGGCUACAGGGGAGUCUCCUCACAAGAGACGGCAGGUAUCGGAGCCUCUGCCCACCUGGUGAACUUUAAGGGCACAGACACAGUGGCUGGCAUCGGCGUGAUUAAGAAGUACUACGGCACCAAGGACCCUGUGCCUGGCUUCUCUGUGCCUGCUGCAGAGCACAGCACCAUCACAGCGUGGGGGAAGGACCACGAGCGAGAUGCCUUUGAGCACAUCGUAAGGCAGUUUCCCAAUGUGCCCGUGUCUAUCGUCAGUGACAGCUAUGACAUCUACAACGCCUGUGAGAAGAUCUGGGGAGAAGACCUGAGGAGCCUCAUUGAGUCCCGCAGCGCUGACGCCCCACUGGUGGUCCGCCCCGACUCAGGGAACCCCCUGGAUACCGUACUGAAGGUGCUGGAGAUCCUGGGGAAGAAGUUUAUCCCUACGGAGAACUCCAAAGGCUACAAGGUUCUGCCACCCUAUAUCAGAGUUAUACAGGGGGAUGGAGUGGACAUCAACACCCUGCAAGAGAUCGUGGAGGGGAUGAAGCAGCACAGGUGGAGCAUUGAGAACAUCGCCUUUGGCUCUGGAGGGGCUCUGUUGCAGAAACUGACUAGGGAUCUGCUCAACUGCUCCUUCAAAUGCAGCUACGUGGUCACCAAUGGCCUGGGGGUGAACGUGUUCAAGGACCCGGUGGCGGACCCUAACAAAAGGUCAAAGAAAGGUCGUCUGUCUUUGCACCGGACAGCGAGCGGGGACUUUGUCACUCUGGAGGAGGGCAAGGGAGACCUGGAGGAGUAUGGUGUGGACCUGUUACACACAGUGUUUCAGAAUGGGAAAAUUGUCAAGACAUACACGUUCGAUGACGUCAGAGACAAUGCCAAGAUAACGGACAGUGACCUCAAGGAGCUCCUCCACUGAGGGGCCGCUCCCAUGACCCCAGAACCCCUGACCUCCAUCACCCCACCGGAGGCGGCACACUGCUAAUGACGCCCCCCCCCUUUCCCCUCAACCCCC